Molecule: messenger RNA, 945 nt
Organism: Funneliformis geosporum
Lineage: Eukaryota; Fungi; Glomeromycota; Glomeromycetes; Glomerales; Glomeraceae
Source: the annotation of a GenBank genome assembly
AUGAGAUAUUAUGAACAGGGGAAUUUAUAUGAAUAUCUUGAAAAAUCUGCUGGGCUUCUUUGCUGGAGAGAUAUAGUAGAUAUGCUAUGGUCCAUAGCAGCUGGCCUUAAUGUUAUUCAUGAAGCUGAUCUCGUUUAUGAACAUACACACGAAGGAAAUAUACUAGUUGAAAACGAAGCAGAUUCAAUAGAUACUAGAAUCGCGGAUAGUAGUUUGCACUGUCCGGUUAAUAAAUCGCAACAAAUUUAUGGAGUGAUACCUUUCGUAUCUGUAGAAAUUUUUUUAAUAGAAAUUCUCCAAAGAAAGAAACUGAUUUACAGUUUUAGAAUGUUCGUUUGGAGAUUCAUCAUUUACAACUCUUUCCAUUGGUUCAUAGCAGCUAUUCUUAAUGUUAUUGAUGAAGCUGGUCUUGUUCAUGGUCAUAUACGCAGAGGAAAUAUAUUAGUUGAAAAUGAAACAGCAGAUUCAACAGAUUCUAGAAUCAAAGAUAGUGGUUUACACGGUCCUGUUGACAAACCAUCACAAAACAUUUAUGGAGUAAUACCUUUCAUUGUUCCGGAGAUAUUUAAUGGAAAUACGCCAAAAAAAGAAUCUGAUAUUUAUAGUUUUGGCAUGAUCAUGUGGAUGUUAACAGCCGGUGCACGCCCUUAUUAUGAUAGAGCCCAUAAUUAUCAACUUGUUCAAGACAUCUAUUCUGGAUUAAGACCAAGUGUUGUAGAGGGAACUCCACCUGUUUAUUCUAAAUUAAUGCUCGAAUGUUUAGUUGCCAAUCCAUCAAAUAUGCCAACUGCGUAUCAACUUUACGAAGAUUUUGGAGAUUGGGUUUCCACCAUAUGUGAUGAUCCAAACACGUCUGAAUUAGCUGAUCAAUUUGAUGCCGCAGAGGAGGCCAAAUUUGCAAAUUUGGAAAAGUCGGUUUCUGAUAAUGAAUUUUUCGAUUCAUGA